AUGUCUUCAGGUUCCGUGACCUUUACGGCGAAAAUCCCCCUAGAAAACGAAAACGGUGAAUUAUACGAGUCCGACGAAGACACUCGGAAACUGUCAUCACCAUCACUAUCUGAAAAAAUUGCUCGGCCUACCAUCACAUCAAGAGACACUUCAAUAAUACCUUCAUCUUCCGCGUCUCCUCCGGAAUCCAAAUUAGAAAAUGCCGAUUCAGCACAGACAAGACGCAAUGAAUUUAUUCGUGAUUAUUCUCCACCUCCAUUCACACCCGAAGAUGUCAAGGACAAAUUUUGGGAUUCUAUUUAUAACCUGAAUUAUGAUUCCUCUAAAACCAGCGAGCAUUAUUGGACGUCUUCUUUACCCAGCAUGGCAUCGUCAGCUUCAUCUUACUUCAGCUAUCGGCAAAGCGAUAUGCCAUUGAGGUGGAAGACAAGAGUCAGCUCUGCUUCAAGAAAUCAAUUUGUCGGCCAAUCGACGAAUAUUAAGACUGCUAUAGGACAAAGUAACAUUAAAUACUCAUACAGAGAAGCGAUGGAUGUGAUAUGCGGCGAAGGUCAACAUUCUUUCAGUCCCUAUUCCCGCCCCGGAGACGAAUGUUUCGAUUCCACCCCAAAUACCUCUGUUACCACAUUGAGUCAUACUUCCGAAUCAUUUGACCCAUCGAUUUUAAAUUCCGAAGAAUUUUUUAAAUUAUCCGAGCUUCGUGUGAUAACAUUCCUCCAAAAGGAUGACCUUGAGGUACCUGAGGUGGAGAUAUGGAACAGCCUUAUAGCUUGGGGCAUUAGAAACACUCCUGAAGUUCAGUUUGACCAGGACGUAUCGAAGUGGUCGCCUAAAGAUUUCGAAAUGAUUGCAAGAACCUUGAGAAAUUGUAUAUAUUGGAUCCGUUUCCACCAAAUCGAACCUCGGGACUUCGCAAAAUGCGUCCUUCCUUACAGACCGAUUAUACCACCAUUCAUUAUUGGCAAUUUUCUUCGGCAACAAAUCACAGGACACCAUCAGUUGACUCCAUUGUUGGCCCCGCCGAGAAUAGCUUCAACCUUGGUGGACUCGUCUAUUAUCACAGGUCGACAUGCAACACUUUUAGAAAGCUGGAUGAAAGAAGACGAACCAUUGGACAAAAAUUUAUCGUAUAGGUUCAACCUUCUUUACCGUGGAAGUCGCGACAGCAUAUCGCCUAAAACGUUUCGUCGAAGAUGUAGCAAUCAAGGCCCAACAAUAUUGAUUAUAAAAAUUUUUGGUUCCGAUCAAAUUAUCGGAGGCUAUAACCCAAUGGGUUAUCGUGAAACACGAAAGCUCGUGAGCUGGAUGAAGAGGAGUUCCAAGGAAAAAAAGAAGGAAAUUCUGAAAAAAAUGAAUGCCUUCCUAUUUUCUUUCCAGGCCCGUUAUUAUCCGGAGGAAACCGCUGUGAUAAGUAGGGUAUUGCCUCAGCAUGCAAAGGAAGCAGUGAUGAAACAUCAUUCCGGCCCAUGCUUUGGCGCGGGCCCCGAAGAAAAUUCAACUUUGUCCUGUUUCCUAUGA
Molecule: messenger RNA, 1518 nt
Organism: Acaulospora colombiana
Lineage: Eukaryota; Fungi; Glomeromycota; Glomeromycetes; Diversisporales; Acaulosporaceae
Source: the annotation of a GenBank genome assembly